GACAUUGCAAUGGCUUCCUUAUCCACCUCUGUUGUAGCUUCGGCUCCGUCGCGUUUAUGGCAUCCUGCUUCGAACGGGAAAGUCAGCGUUCCUUCCGCUUCGAUUUCUCUGCGUGCGGGUUCGAGACGGAGCCCGUUCUCUCUCAGCUCGUCUACUUCCGCCUCCGCUUCUUCUCAGCUGCUCCACUGCUUGUUUCUCUCUUCCUCUCUCUCCCUGUCGUCUACAUUCUCUGGAUUAUCGUUUAUACGAGCUUUUGUUGAAUUCUAUGAAGAAUUUGAGAAUCCCAUUUUGGGCUUGUCCAUUGCGUUUGAUCUCAGCAGUGGAACUAGUGGAGUGAAUGGCCAGAAACGCAGAGGCCUUGUGGUGAGAGCUGGAAAAGCUGCACUGUGUCAAACAAAGAGAAGCAGAUCAAGAAAAUCUCUGGCUAGGACUCACGGUUUCCGCAGGAGGAUGAGAACCACCAGUGGUAGAGCAACCAUCAAGCGCCGACGUGCCAAGGGACGUUGGAAUCUCUGCCCUAAGUCCAACCCUAGCAGUGGCAAACGGGCUUGA
Messenger RNA from Thlaspi arvense, 552 nucleotides. Lineage: Eukaryota; Viridiplantae; Streptophyta; Magnoliopsida; Brassicales; Brassicaceae. The record is from the annotation of a GenBank genome assembly.